Passer montanus (Eurasian tree sparrow) is the source of this 2619-nucleotide messenger RNA. RefSeq names its product calcium binding protein 4 (gene CABP4). NCBI's taxonomy places the organism in Eukaryota, Metazoa, Chordata, Aves, Passeriformes, Passeridae. The record is from RefSeq and is a predicted model, not a curated record. The coding region runs from base 807 to 1949 and encodes 380 amino acids. The transcript has 6 exons. Gene Ontology annotation, molecular function: calcium ion binding.
GGCGGCGGGGGCGGGGCAGGAAGUGACCGGGGCCGCCCCGCGCCUGCGCGGCUCCGGGGCGGGGGCACCGGCAGGGGGGCACCGGGCACCCCAAGGCCGGGGCACCGGGGGUACGGUCCCCUGGACAGCGUCAGUGGGUGGCACAGAGGGGACAGCGGCGGGUGGCACGGGGGCAAUGGCAGCGAAUGGCACGGGGGCGCUGUCACCGCCACCAGUGUGGCCCCUCCGUGUCACCCCGGGGUGACACAGCAGCCAGGGUCGCCCCCCGGGCCGGCCUUUCCCUGCUCUCAUUCUGGGGGUCCCUCCCCUCUGAAGCCCCCUGUGGCACCCCCGCCCAGUCGUGUCUUGGGGACACGCCACCCGUCCCCAUCCUGGGGGGACAGUAAAUGGACCCACCUUAGAGGUGGGGGGAGCUCGGGGACAGGUGCCAGGUGGGGGGACACAGUGGUGGCCUCGCGGUGUCACCGCUGGGGAUGUGGGUUGCACUGGGGACACUUUGCGGUGUCACCGCAGGGAGCACGGGGCGAUGCUGGGGACCCUGCUGGCUGUGGGGUGUCACCUCUGGACUCGGGGUCCCUCGGUGUGACCCCGGGACGCGGGUGGGGACCUGUCCGGUGGCCGCGUGGCUGUGCCCGGGGGCCGGUGGCUGUUUCGUGCCAUUAAUCACCGCUAAUUGGCUUUGCCCGGGCGGGGGGAGUUUGGGGGGGUCACGGGGGGUGUAAGAGGAUUUCCCUGCUCCUUCCUCCGGCUCGGCCAUCCCGGGGUCCUGCUCCCUGCCCGCCCGCUGCCCGCCCGGCCCCAGCCCCAUGCCACGCUCCCGCGGGGACAAGGGGACCCCCAAGGACACGGAGCCCCCGCAGAAGGGGAAAGGGGGGCACGAGGAGGGCGAGAAAGCCCCCAAAGCCCCCGAGGACGUCGGUGCCCUGGCCCCCAAGAAUUCCAGCUCCGAGUCCCGGCACGGCGGGCACGGGCAGAAGAGUGGGAAGAAGGCUCCCGUGGACCCCCACGCUGCUGCCACCAAGACCUACUCCCCCUUCCUCAACACCGUCUUUGGCAAGGAGCGGGAGCUGUCACCGGAGGAGCUGGAUGAGCUGCUGGAUGCCUUCAAGGAGUUCGACACGGACCAGGAUGGCUACAUCAGCUACAAGGACCUGGGCGCCUGCAUGCGCACGCUGGGCUACAUGCCCACCGAGAUGGAGCUCAUCGAGAUCUCCCAGCACAUCAAGAUGAGGAAUGAUGGGCCCCAAGCUGCGGGAGGAGACGGCGCACAUGGUGGGCGUGAGGGAGCUCAAGAUCGCCUUCCGCGAGUUCGACAUGAACGGGGACGGGGAGAUCAGCACGGCCGAGAUGCGCGAGGCCAUCGCGGCGCUGCUCGGGGAGCAGCUGAAGGCGCAGGAGGUGGACGAGAUCCUGCAGGACGUGGAUCUCAACGGGGACGGCCAUGUGGACUUCGACGAGUUCGUGAUGAUGCUGUCGUCCCGGUAACGGAGACACCGGGCAGGGGGGCACCCCCGGAUGGCCCCCCCAGCCCGUCCCCAGCCCCUCCCUGCCCGGCCAGCCGGCCCGAGGGCUCUGCCAGCACCAGGGUGCAGAGGGGACAGCUGGAACGGGGCAGACGCGACACCCCCGAGGCCAGAGCCAGCGGCCCAAUAAACGCUUUGGCCGGAGCUGCAGGAACCUGUCUGCUGGUUGUGGGGAGGGACGGGGGGCCAGCGUCCCCCCCGCCACCCGAGCCACCCCGGGGUGGGGACAGCGGGGUCCCGCGCAGGACAAGGGGUGGGCGCUGCCGGGGGGCGUGGCUGCAGGGCCACACCGUGCCCUCCCAUUGGCUGGAUCUGACCCGCUGCGAUCGCCCAGCCAAUCAGCACGCUCCAAUUCAAGAUGGGCGGGAAAAUUCAAGCCCUCCCGGAGCUGUCACUCAAACCAACUGGCCAAUCAGGGCGAGGUAGGGCACAGGUUUGGCCAAUCAGCAUGCGCUUCUCAUGCCAGCUGGCCAAUCAGAGGCCACGUAACAUGGGGUGGGGAGGGCAUGGGGGCACCUGUGCCACUCGCAGGGGGUCCCCACGAUCCCUGGGGACAUCCCCGCCCUUGGAAGUGCCCUCAGGGGGUCCCAGGGCCACUCGGGACCGCCCUCCUUGGAUGCUCCCCCCCAGACCAGGUGACCCCCUGGGCCAAAAUAGGUCCCCGGGAAGAGUCAAGGGUCCCUCAAAGUCACCCAGGGUAUCCCCAGCACCCCAAAUCCGGUGGGAAACACAGCAGGACACAGGAGACACCCCUCAAUCCCCCCCACCAGGGCAGCAGAACCUGGGGAGAGGACAAGGUGGCUCCUGGAGAAUCCCAGGAAUGGGGUUCAAGUCCCUGUUUGGGUGCUGCCACCCAGAUCCCUACAGGAGUAGGGGGUGCCCCCAAAACCAGUUGCAGAAAGGGACUGGACUCUCCCCCUAUCCCACAGAGCAGGCGCAGGGUUGGGGCAUUCACAGAUUUUAAUUUAGUUCUUUUUUCUGGAGACAAAAAAAAACCAACCCAAAAAAAGGAAAAAUAAAAUAAAAAGGCAUCAAACGCCCCCAAUUUCAGAUUCGGGGGUGCAGAGACUCCCCCCACGGUGCAUCUCCCCACCCC